UUCCACGUCGCUUCGUUGCGUGCGCGUUGAUGUGAUUUUUCGUGUUAUGUGAAAAAAGCAUAAAAUACCUUAAAUUUUACAAAUUUAUUUGUAAAAUCUAUACAAAAGUAAGAAAACUUAAUCGGGAGUCGCUGUGUUUUCAUAUUCAAAAGAAAUCAAAACAGAAUAGAAAAACACAAAUAGGAACAGAAAAAUCGUGACCGUUACUUUUGCGAAAUUGUCGCAAAGGCGACAAAAAAAUUUGUCGUCCAAACUUGCUCAUCAAUAAAACAUUUUAUUGUAACAUAAAAAGGCAAAAAAAAGUAAUAAACAUAAUAAAACCAAACCAAAAUUUUUUACAUAGAAAUAUUUGUAAAAAAUAAAGGAAGAAAGAAAGUUUAGAAUAGUGAAAAACUUGCAAAAUAAAUUUGCAAUACACUUGUGACAAACGAUCAAUUAAAAAAAAAAAACAUUCAAAUAAACAUAAGCGAAUUAAAAAUACAAAUAUUAGAAUAAAAAUCAUUUGCUUCUAAACACGUAUUCGCGAAAAAUUAAAGGACUUUACAUACCUAAAAGUGAAAAGGCACCUUUGUAGCCGUGAAGUGAAAAGGUAUAUUUGGCAGUUGACUGCCAAACAUAGCCUAUUAACGCAGGUAUUCUUGAAGGCUACCCAAGCAACUACCUGUCUUAAGAUUUAACUACGAAUUGUACCAAAUAUUAAUCAUAAAAGACGCAGCAACAACAAAGGAAGCGGUCUUUCAAAGAUCCUCCUAUGUUCCUUCAAACGGGAGGGGGUGGGAAGGGAAUACGCCCAAAUCAACAGCAUCAGCAGCAGCAGCAACAACAUCACCACCAGUCGCAUCAUCAAUCGCACCACCAGUCGCACCAUCCACACGCGCCACAACCGCAGCAGCCGCAACCACAACAGCAGCAACAACAACAACCGCCGUCCGUACAUCACGGUCAUCAAGCGCCCCAGCAAACGCAUUCCCACCACCCUCACCAUCAGUCACACCAGCAUUCCCAUCAACAGCAUCAGCAACAUCAACAACAGUCGCAGCAGCAGCAACAACAGCAACAGCAGCAGCAGCAACAGCAACCACAUCAUCAUCCGCAGUUAGCCUACUAUCCGUAUCAAUUAAGUCAACCACAGCCGCCACCACCCCCCGCCCAACAUCCGCAAGCGCCCAAUAAUGCAACAGUCACGGCAUCACAAAUGGCCCCGUCACCACCCACACAGUCCAAUACAGCUGGCGGUGCGUCGUCUGGGUCCGCAACUCAAUCACACAGUAUGGUGGGGGGCGGUGGUGCAGGUAGUAUAUCCGUCGGCGGCGGAAGUGUCAACGCUGGCAAUAGUGCCAGCGCCACAAAUAUCGCCCGCCAACAUGCGGCGGCUAUCGCAGCGGCAGCUGCUGCCGCCAACAAUGGCGCCAAUAUGCAACAUUACGCGACUGGGACGGCGCUCAUGCAACCGCCGGCGACGAGUACGGCAUUCAUGACCUCCAAUUACUUGCAACAGUAUCAGCAACAGACGGCGGCAGUAAUCGCCGCUGCUGCAGCGGCUGCACAGUACAACAAUAAUGCCGCGGUAGCAGCAGCUGCAGCUGCAAAUAAUCAUGGCGGACCAGGCGCCAAUACACAAGCUGCUACCACGCUGUACCAACAACAACAGCAGCAACAUCAUCAAGCGCUUCAUCAUCCACAGACAGCGCUGCAUACUCACUACUAUCAUACGGGCGCUGGCGCUGCACCAACGCCGCCACCACAUCUACACCCACACCACCAUCCACAACAACAUCAGUUGCGUGGCGUACUAACAGCGCCACCACAUCAACGACAGCCACAAACCGCAUACUUGUUGCCAGCAAAUGCGAUAUUCGCCUUGCCGCCGGGUCCACUAACGGCUGCGCCGCGUACGUCACUGCUUGCCGCCGGCGCACAUCAACAGGCAGGCAAUGCUGGCGGUGGGAUGCCGGUCACUCCGCUGUUGCAAUCUGGUGCACGUGGUGCAGCUGGCGGUCCAACCGCGUACAUUACUUCACCAUUUUGUCAACCGCCACUUCCGAUGGGCGCAGCUGGGCUGACGCAACCCCAACCUUUGCUGGCGACACCGUCCGCCAUGACACAGCAAGCAUUACAAACCUAUGGACAUUUAGCCGGCGCGGCUGUUUCUAACUCAUCGUCGACGACAUCUCUGACUGCUGGCGGCGGCGGCCUCGUUGCUGGCAGUACAGUUGGCAGCGCGGUCGGCGGUAGUGGCAUUGGGACUGGUGGCACAGAAACAGUCAAACCACGUAAACACGCUAUACCCAUAAUACACCCUAUCACACAUGAGAAUAUAUUGGACCCGAAGCCACAGAAAAAAAGUACUGCGGUAGAAGCCAAGCCGCCGCCCAUUGACAUAGCGGCCGGUACACAGGAGACCGCAGCCAGCGGCAGUGACAAGUCGAUUACUGUUUCCAUCGCAAAGACGCCAACAGUGACAGCCAUUGUUAUGACGAAGGAUCCGCACAACGAUGGCGGCGCCACUACAGCAGCGGUGAGUGUUGCGGUGCAAAGCUCUACGUCAAAGGAGAAGAUCGAUCAGCAAAUGCAAACAGACGCGGUGCGUGAUCGUGAUCAUAGCACAGGCAGACGUGUGAGCGCAUACGAUGCGUCUGCGGCCGACACCUCUCCGGCCACUUCCCAAAUUUCCGGAGAUGAGGAUACUGACAAUUAUGUUUAUGGCGACUUGAAGGCCGCUCGUGGCAACGAUUCCAACGCCGAUUCAAAUGAGACAGCCUUGUAUUUGAAUGAGGACGAACGCCAGCUUGAUUCGUGUGCAGAACAAACGGAAAUGCACGCUACAACUAUUAUACACAGCGUGACCGGCGACGACGGUGAAGACAGCAAUUACGAUGAUGAGUCUACAUCGCUGAUGUUGGACAUUGCAGAAAACGAGCUAGAAAAUUCGGAAUUAAUAGAUGUCUACGAUGAGGCGCAAGACAUACAACAGCAACAUUUUACAGACAAUGAUAUUGAGAGCAGGUACGCACUAGAUCGACAAGAAGAAUCGGAUAUUUCCGCUGUGACCUCUGCGACCACACUUAGUGGCGGCGAGGAGGACAACAACAAGUCUCAUUUUAGUUUUCAGUCCGAGCAGACGUCUACAAUGACGGUGACAGUUUAUCCAGUACAGUCGGGUCAGCGCUCAGAAUACGCAGAGCUUCAAACUGCAGACAACGACAACUUGCGCUCGAACACAGAUACGGAGUUUAUACCUGCCAGCAUGGCAAAGUUACAACUUAAGACUAGUAAAUCAAAUACUGCAACCACUACUGGCAUCACUUCUACGCCAACCAUGGCCGGCCCAACAUCAGCUGCCGGUAAAUCAACGACUCAAAAGCAUUCGCCCAACACUUCAGGUGCAUCCUCAUCGGCUACAUCGACACCCACACACCAUUCAUACACACAGCCACAACAAACACAACGACAACAGUAUCAAAAACAACAGCAUACACAGCAACAGCAACAACCACAAAGAAAAACUGGCACCAACACAUGCACAGUGGCGAAUGUACAAGCCGGUGUAGGCGGCGGUGCUGGCGGUAGUAGUAGUCCAUCAAUAACGCAGAGCAACGCUACAGUUAAGGUGUUCCAAAAGAAGGGUCGCAAGGCGUCGAAGCGCGAAAAGAAGCUCAAUAAACAGUGUGAGGUUAAUAGCCAACGCGCGAAUGCAGCAACACUAAGCAGCAGUAGCAACAGCAGCAGCAGCAACAAUAACAAUAACAAUAGUAUUAGUAAUAAUAGCGAUGGUGGCGGUACCGGCACCGGCGGCGGCGUCGGCUUCGGUGGCAGUAGCAGCAGCAGCAGCAACAACAAAAGUAUAUUAAACAAUGCCAAUAAUAAUUUUAAUAAUAAUUUAGCAACUAAAAAUAUGACAACAACAACGGCAACGUCAACAACAACAACCCAAAUCCCGACUGAUAUAAUUAAUGCAAAUAGUUCUAGCGAUAACGGUAAUUUAAGAGAAACGACAACAACAUCAAAUUUACAACAACAACAACAUUCACAUCAACACGCACUACAACAAUGUAGCGGCAGUGUGACGAAAAGCGGGAGUCUAACACGUGACACACCAACGCCAACAAACACAAAAAGUGACUCCAUAACGGACCUACAUCAAGUGGCCGAACGUGCUUCGCCUGCGCCCACAACACAACAACAACCAACGAAACAGCAAGUUGCAGCGCUGCUAGAAGCACCCGGACAACAAUUGCAAUUCCUGAACAGCUCGUCGUCAGCAUGCGAAGAUGAGGAGGAAAUGAGCACACGCCUGCAAAUGCAGUUGGAACAAGAUGCUGCUGGAGCAGCGAACAAUGUACAAGACAUUCGGUUCGGUGAUUUCGCCGAGGAGAAAGACCCACAGAGUCCGGCAUCGCCAACAACAAAUGUGGCACAGCAACAGCAACAACAAAUGCAGCAAUCACAACCUGCCGAAGCUAGUUCAACACAAAAAGAUAUGCCACAAGCUAAAACAGUUUCUUCGAAGGAUACCGUCGACUGUAUGCUAAAUGCCAGCACGACAACGCUCUUGAAGCAGAACAGCGUACAGAAUACACGUGUCGCCCUGAAAGCGCUAAACGCAAACAAAACGAAUAUCAACACACCAGCGAGCGCGCCAGUUAGCGUUGUUUCUCCGCCAAAGCCGCUUAGAUACACAAUAGAUGAACUGAAGGCGCUCUCAAAGUCCAGCGAGGCGCGUAAGCCGCCAAUGGUGUCGUGUCAGCGCGGCGAUUGCAUUUCUCAAUUAUUUGUUUCGCGUCAGCAACAUCAUCAUUUGACACAUCACGCACACAAUAUGUCCUCACUGGCGCUGCACCAGCAUCUGCAGCAGCAGCAAUAUCAACACAUGAACUUCAAUGAAUCGCUGGAGUUGGUCAGCGGUAAGCGAGGACGCAGCGGCCAGGCGAAAAAACAUCACGAUCACCAAUCGGGCGGGGGUGCUAUGAGCGGUGUGCUUAGCGUGGCGGCCGCAGGCGUCAGCGGUGCUAUGGUUGUGGGUGGCUUGGGCGGUGUUAUGAGCGCUCAACAGCAGCGUAAAGUUGACUUUAUACGCGUGCAGUUGUCGCUGAAGGAGGAGAUAAAGCUGUCCGAGUGUGAGAAUGCCUGGCAGCCGGAAACAUUGCGCAGCAAAUCGAAUAACGUAUCACCGUCGGGAGCCAAUGAUGACAUUGAUGCCGUGCUGAAGAAGGUACGUGGCGUGCUGAACAAGCUGACGCCAGACAACUUCGACGUACUGCUCAAAUCGAUGACCUGCAUCACCAUGAAUACACAGGAAAAAAUGCAACAAGUGAUGCUGUUAAUAUUCGAAAAAACCGUUAGUGAACCAAAUUUCGCGCCCACAUACGCCAAAUUCUGCAAAGUGCUUUUCCAAAGCAAAACCGAGAGCAAAUCGCUCUUCUCGAGCCUACUGAUCAACCGAAUUCAACACGAAUUCGAAACAAAUGUGAACAAUGCCGAUGCAAAAAAGCUGAAAUUGCAACCGCUAGUCGAUAAGCUAGAGAUUUGCGAAGAUUCGAAAGAGCGGCUGGAACUACAGGCCGAACUGGAGGAUCAAGAGUACCAAUUUCGACGUCGUGCUUGGGGCACCGUACGUUUUAUUGGUGAAAUGUUUAAACAACAGUCACUAACCAAUGAUCGUGUGUUCAUGUGCAUCGAAUCGCUACUGGAACACGGCUCCGAAGAGAAGCUAGAGUACAUGUGUAAGUUGCUCACCACCGUUGGACAUCUGCUGGAAUCAGCCGAUAAUGCCAACAAUGCGCGAAUGGAUAAAAUCUUUCGCCGAAUACAGGACAUCAUACAUAAAUCGCGCAGCAAUAAGUCCGUCGCUGUGAGCAGCCAUUUCAAGAUUAGCAGUCGCGUGCGCUUCAUGAUGCAGGAUGUCAUGGACUUGCGCGCACGCACCUGGGAUCAUCAGCUGUCGCAAACACAGCAACAACAGAUGUCACAACAACAACAACAACAGCAGCAGCAAAACACACAGAAGCGUACAGCGAUUGGUGCCAAACAGGAUGACAAAAUGCAGAGCGGCAUCGGUGGCGGCGGUGGCGGCGGCAACAUGUACGAUAAAAGCAAUCGGCUAGGGAACUACGGCGGCAGCAGCAGCAUCGGGGGUAACAUGGGCGGUGGCAGCGGCAAUCAGGGCAACCGACACUACUUUCAAAAAUCACAAAAGUCACAGCAAUUUAUGCAACAGCAUGAGCAACAGAAACUAAAUAUCGAUCCGAACAAAUUGAAAUUCACCAGCGAUGAGGUAACACAAAGCACACCGAAACUUGGCAACUCAAUCAACUACCAAUGGCGUUCGUCUGGACGCCAAACCGCGGCCAGCGGCAGCAGUAAUACACCCGCAACAUUGCUGAGCCUAAGCACGACGAAUGCGUCGAACGGCAGCGGUUUCAAGCGUCAAACCGCCACGUUAAGCGGCGCAAAUGCAACGACAAUGUCACCAAUGGCCAACAAUCCAUUUCAGGUGCUCGAUAGACCGGAAAAGAUGUACGAGCAAAGCGCAAGUGAGGCAUCAUCACCGCAGGAACCGAAAGACAUACAAUACGCUUUGGAAAAUCUGGAUUUGCAGGACCUGAGUAAAAACGAAUGCCAAAAACUGCUCAACCGGCUGAUCGAGGAGCUAUUGGAUGCGAGCAGCAGUCGCAGCAGCAACGCCAGCAAUAGUUGGCAACAAGAGGCGGUCAACGAGUGGUGCCAACUCAAUCGCCGCCAACAGAAAUCAUUGCUCAACUAUAUAUUCACCGACUAUCUGCACUUGACAACCGUGAAGCGUGCGCAACGCAAAGCCUGCGCCGCCAUCUUCGUGCAUUUGAUGCGCACCAAAGUGUGCGAACCGCAACUGUUCAAUGUGGUCUACAAAGAGUUGGCCGACGAACUGCCCGAUCUGCAGGUCGACGUGCCCAACCUCUGGACGUACGUAUUCGAAUUUAUCGGUCCACUAUUGCACGAACAACUUUUGCAUUUCACUGACAUUUGGCUGCAACAAUGGUCGGCCGACGAACACUUCACGAAACGUUUCCUACAUGCGCUCAUCACCUACUUCACCACAGAAUUUGGCGCCACUUACACGCGCGAACUCUGGAAUAAGGUGUUCAAAUUGGAUCAUGGCCAACAAUUUAUGAGCGAUAAUGCGCAAUGGCGCGAAUUCAUCAACACGCAUGGCUUUCAGUAUAUACACGAUCGUACAUACAAGCCACCGCAGCAGCCGGCUACGUCCACGUCGACACAUCCCGCUGCCAUAGUGGAGCAAGUGAUGCGCAUUGAGUAUUUAUUGAAUGCGGUGAAUGGCUGCGAUCUAGCCAUCGACUAUAUAAAUACGAAUGUGCACAUAAACACACACUUUAUACGCAGCCUUACGAAAUUCCUCUGCUGUGAUUAUGCAACUGUGAUGCCAACGUCGACUUCGGAACUAAGUAGUAGCACGAGCCGCUUACGGCAAUUGGACACAGAACUGUUCCGACACAAGUGCAUACCGUUGCUAAGACGUUGCCUAGACGGUCUCGAAACGCAUGAGCUGGCCUGCCUUGACGCCAUCGUUGACGCGCUGCAACAAAAUUACGACGCACCAACUGCCAAUCAGCUGAUAUGUAGUGUAUUCGAUUUGAUUUACGACAGCGAAGUGAUACCGAAAGAAUCCUUCGACAAGUGGUAUCGUGCCGAGCAGCAAAGUGCCGCUAAAGAAGCGAAUGUGUCGAAUAGCAACGCGCUGUACUCAGCGGCGGUAGCUGGUCUAGCGACAGCCGCCAGCAAAGCGAGCAACAAUGGCGGUGCGCGGCUGAAUGAAGAACUACACGCUUACAUGGAGAAACUGCUCUAGCGCCGUAGGCGCCAACUACGCACGGAUAAGUAUAAGCAAAAAUCACAACAACAGCAACAACAAUACAGUAACGGCGAAGGAGUUGGUGGCAGUGGUGGCAACGUAGGCUUGGCUAAGAAGCAACGCAACUUUGCGACGCUGCUAUUCCAGUGAAAUGCAGCUAAGAGUGGCACAGAGAGAGCGAGAGGAGGGAGUGCGUUGGAGAGGAGUGCACUAAAUCGAAGGAAAUCAUAUUAAAAUUAAUUAGAACAAGUAUAGCGAAAAUUGCGUAGACACAUUGGAUCAUUGGAUGUUGGGCUCAUGUAUUGUCGCCGCCAGCGUAGCACCUCUUCACAAGACCCCCAUGCAACAAUAAUUCAAGAGCAGAAAAAGAAAAAAACACAAAAAAAAACAUUUAAAAUUUAGCACUGUAUAUAUAUGAAAACUGCAUAUUUUUAGCUGGAUAAACGAAAGACAUAAGAAAUGCAAGAGCAACAAAACACAACAAACAAACAAAAAUCAUAGGCAAAAACUAAUACUAAAAACAAAAAAAACAAACAAAAAUUAAAGAAAUGAAAAAGCAAAAUAACAAAAACUAAAAAUUCAAAACAAACUACUAUAUUAGCGUGUGUAUGUGUGUCUGCGUGUGUACAUAUUAGCAUGUAAGAUAUUUAACGAGUAACUUUUGAAAAGUUUUCGGUAAACAAAAACACAAAAAAAACAAAAAAACACAAUCCACAACUAUUUGGUCUCAAAGGCGUAUUUCAAAAAUCGUCUCCCUAACAUUUUUUAUGUUUUCUUUUACUAACAUUUUACAAUUUGACAAAAUCAAAUUUAAUGCGCCAAUACUGGUCUUUGGCCACACCCCUUAAUUUUAUUUUAAUUGCUUUCCUCAUUUUUUUUUUGUUUUUUGGAAACUCCAAAGAGUAUUAAAAAGAAAUCUCACUUUUUUGUUGCAAGUGAAAAAUGAAAAACUGACGCUUACACUUAUACAUACAUAAUAUUUUUGUAGUACAAUUAGUCUAAAAAACACAACUGUAAAUGAAAUAUUUAAAACUUAUAAUUUUUGCAUCAUAGCAGUUAGUACACUUGAAUCUCUCAGCAAAACUGCAAGGCAAGUGUAAGAAUGAACCAUUCAAUGGCGGUGGCAAGCAGAAGGCACAUCAAAAUAACUGCAUUACGUUACGUUAUGACGUAAACGUAAGCAAAAGCGUCAAAUCUACACGUAUUUGCAAGUGAUUUCUGCGCGUACCGUUACACAUCAUUCCUAUUUUCGUAUAUAUACCCAUAUAUAUAUAUAUACAUAUAUGUAAAAGCUUAAGCAAAUAUCGCAACAUUAAAGAUAUGCAUACUCACACGCACAUUAUUUAUUUAUCAUUUAUUUAACAUCAAACAUCAUUCUCAUUAACUCAUUGUCGUCUGUCGUACUCGCUGUCUUGCCUUGCCUUAAACUACUUUUCAUUGACGCCUGUCACUGGUCCCGGUUUGGGUCUAUGUACAGGCUCAAAACACUCACAUACAUAUUGAGCCAUUCCAUUGCCACACACUCUAACCGCAAGCAUAUGCAAACGAAGCUAUUUGUGUACUUCCUUUUUAGUGCAUUUUCGUAUUUGUUUUGGUACUCGUUUUUUACCGUUAAGGUAUACUAAUGCUAAAAAUUCUCUAUAUAACACACACACACAUACAACCGUUUAUUCCAUAUGUAUGUAUAAAAUCGCAUAUUGCAUUUGAGUGGUGCAACACAAAUGCAGUUGUCAUGCAGUAAAUUUAAGUAUUUUUUGUUUUUGUUUAUAUAAUAUUUUUUGUUUAAGAAAAUUUUAUGUUUUUAACUUACUCGUCGAUGUCGAGUAAGCACGUUGAAACUAUUUGUCUGAAUUCUGUGAUCGGAAUUAUUAUUUUAAUUUUAAACAAAAACGAAAUUAAUCAAAUCUCAUACACACACACACACAUACAAAUAUACAUAUAUACUACUUAUAUAAAUGUAUUAUAUAUAACCGUUAUAAUUCAUAAUACAAAAUUGGCUAUGUUUCGUGUAAUUGUUGAAUGAAGUACAGUAGCGUGAAAUUGACGAAAUUUAUAAGAAGAAGUUCAGAACACAUAACCCCCGCUCCCCCCACACACACGUGCACACUAACAAUGAAUGCACCGUAUGAAAAACAAUAACACUGCAAGUGAAAAAUUUCGUAAAUUACAAAAGCGCAUACAGAAAUUCCAAAGGAUUGUUGUAACUUUUGUUUUCAAACUCAAUGAAAAAUACAAAAUGUUGUAAAACGUUCGAUGAUAAAAAUGUUUCAAAUAAAAAAAAAAACACAAAAUAAACCAAAAUUUACUAAUUUCAUAUAACUACAUAUAGGAAAUUUCGAGUGGCUGAGCAUCGUGCUUUUAGAAUGAACCGUAUUAAAUUAGAGCAGUAUGAAAAUAUAAUAUGUACCCUGUGCGCUUCAAGCCGCCUUUAUUUAUUUUCUAUGUAAAACAUAAGCUACAUACAUACAUACAUUUAUACAUAUAUAAACAGAAAUACAUAUGUAUAUUUCAAUAUUUUA
Messenger RNA from Bactrocera neohumeralis, 10368 nucleotides. RefSeq names its product shootin-1-like. Lineage: Eukaryota; Metazoa; Arthropoda; Insecta; Diptera; Tephritidae. Gene Ontology annotation, cellular component: eukaryotic translation initiation factor 4F complex. The coding region runs from base 752 to 7846 and encodes 2364 amino acids. The record is from RefSeq and is a predicted model, not a curated record. Gene Ontology annotation, molecular function: mRNA binding; protein binding; translation initiation factor activity. The transcript has 7 exons.